AGGGACAGAGUAAUCAUUAACUGACACUCGUCGUAAAACCAACAGAGUCCGGACUUUGGUUCAGAAUGAGACCGGCCUGAUCCACGCAUCAAUCGCUCUGAGAGCAUCAUUAAUUUCCCUGAUUGAAACUGAACUGUCAAUCACUUCUAAUGGAGUCCAAUCAGAAAGCAGACGGGCUGACAGGGACGCAGAGGGAGGCGGGGCUACGGGCCCUGAUGCAACGAACCGGCUACGCCCUCCGACAGGAGAACGGGCAGAGGAGGUACGGGGGGCCUCCUCCAAACUGGGACGGUCCUCCUCCUGAGCGAGGCUCCGAGAUUUUUGUGGGAAAAUUGCCCCGAGAUCUUUUUGAAGAUGAGCUGGUCCCUCUGUGUGAGAAGUUCGGGCAGAUCUACGAGGUGAGGAUGAUGAUGGACUUUAACGGGAACAAUCGCGGUUACGCCUUCGUGACGUUCAGCAGCCGCCAGGAGGCGAAGAACGCCAUGAAACACCUGAACAACCACGAGAUCAGGCCCGGGCGUCUCCUGGGCGUGUGUGCGAGCGUGGAUAACUGUCGUCUGUUCGUGGGUGGGAUCCCAAAGUGUAAACGUCGAGACGAGAUCCUGAGCGAAAUGUCAAAGGUCACAGAGGGCGUGAGUGAUGUCAUCGUUUACCCGAGUGCCGCCGACAAGACCAAGAACCGCGGCUUCGCCUUCGUCGAAUAUCAGAGUCACCGAGCAGCCGCCAUGGCCCGAAGGAAACUACUGCCAGGAAGGAUCCAGCUGUGGGGUCACGCCAUCGCCGUGGACUGGGCGGAGCCUGAGGUGGAGGUUGACGAGGAAACGAUGGCGACGGUGAAAAUCCUGUACGUGAGAAACCUGAUGCUCCAGACGAGCGAAGAAACCAUCCAGAAGGAAUUCAACGCCAUCAACCCAGGUUGUGUGGAGCGGGUGAAGAAAAUUCGUGAUUAUGCUUUUGUUCACUUCACUCACAGAGACGACGCUCUCAACGCCAUGAAACAACUGCACGGGAAGGUGAUCGAAGGUUCUCCGAUCGAAGUGACUUUGGCCAAACCUGUGGACAAGGACAGUUAUGUGAGAUACACCAGAGGGACGGGAGGACGAGGAGCCGCACUGCAGCCGGACUACGCCCCCUACGCUCUGGGACAGGUCUACGAUCCGUCGAUGGCGUACCUGGGGGCUCCUGUGUUCUACGCUCCUCAGGCCUACGCCAUCCCUGCUCAGCUCCGCCUCCCCAAGACGCCGAUGUGUGGGCGGGGCCUCGUCCGGACGCCGUCGGUCCGAGACGUUUACAUGAGUGUACCUGUAGGGGCCGCCGGCGUGCGCGGGCUGCCCAGGGGCGGGGCUUACAUCACAGGGGGCGCGGCUUACCUCGCAGGGGGCGGGCUUACCGGCAGAGUGGGGGGCGGGGUCUCAUCUAACCCCGCCUACAAAAUGGAGCCAAAACAAAACCAGGAGAAACUGUUCGACCUCCUCCCGGGCAUGGAGCUGACCCCCCUGAAGACCGGCAAGACCCCCACACAGGUUCUCGAGGACUUGUGUCAGAAGAACGGUUGGGGUUCUCCGGUGUUUGAACUUCACUCGGCUCAGACUCCAGACCAAAGACAACUGUUCCUCUACAAAGUGACCAUCCCCGCGCUGGCCGAGCACUGCCCCAGCCUACACACCGUGACUCCGUCUAAAUUGUCUUCGUCGGUGGAGGAGGCUCGAGUCCACGCGGCCGAACACACUCUGAGCGCUCUGGGUCUGGCCGAGAUCCCGGACCAGGCCUUGGGAUCCGGGUCCGGGCCGGGGGCUGGCCCGGGUCUGGUUCCUGGGACCAUCUCUGGACCGGUCUCUGGGACCAUCAGCCCUGGUGCCCUGACCUACACAGGUCUGGCGGCGUACCCUCUGGCGGCGGCGGCGGCUUCGUUGGCGUCUCUUAAACCGACCCUGAGUCAAGACCUGACCUACGCCUCCUACGACGGAUACACCGCCUUCACUCUGCGCCCGGCGACCCUCCUGUGACCUCUGACCCCUGACCUCCUCCUCUGACCUCUGACCCCUCCAGCUGUGACCCCUGACCUCCUCCUGUGACCUCUGACCCCUCUACCUGUGACCUCUGACCCCCUCUACCUGUGACCUCUGACCCCUCUACCUGUGACCUCUGACCUCCUCCUGUGACCUCUGACUCCUCCUCCUGUGACCUCUGACCUCCUCCUGUGACCUCUGACCCUCCUGUGACCUCUGACCCCUGUCUGUGACCUCUGAUCCUCCUGUGACCCUCCUGUGACCUCUGACUGUGACCUCUGACCCUCCUCUGACCUCUAAUGUGCCCAGUUUUCUAACCUCAGACUCGUGUUGAGCUGUUUGUUUGUUUUUUCUUUUCCUUUGUUCAAACCGUUGAGUUUUUAAAAAAUGAUUUUUCUCUUUUUAAAAGGAACAAAUCACAUAAAACAAAACUGUAAAUGUUUUUAAACCGGCGUCGCUCCGUCACUUUUGUGUCCGAGACGUUUUCAUUUUCCAAAUUUCCCUAGAUUUUUCAUCAUUUGUGACGUUCAGAAGUGAAUCCCGUUUUUUCCAGUGAAAUCAGGUCGUGUUCGGGUCCACAAUCUGUUCCAUCACAUUUUGAAUUUUAAAUCUCGCUGAAUUUCUCACUUUGAAUUUUUUAACUCUGAAAAACAAAAAAAUAGGUUUGAAAUAUUUUUAUUCUGAAUUUUAACUGCUGAAAUUUUAAGUAUUUUUUUUUUCAAUUAGUGCUCAAAAUUCAAAUUCA
This is a messenger RNA of Boleophthalmus pectinirostris (great blue-spotted mudskipper), 2754 nucleotides long. It is a transcript of the gene a1cf, whose product is annotated as apobec1 complementation factor. Gene Ontology annotation, cellular component: nucleus. Lineage: Eukaryota; Metazoa; Chordata; Actinopteri; Gobiiformes; Gobiidae. The transcript has 13 exons. The record is from RefSeq and is a predicted model, not a curated record. Bases 150 to 2006 code for a protein of 618 amino acids. Gene Ontology annotation, molecular function: mRNA binding.